UCAACAAGGGCCCAAGGUAACUAAAUACAAGACACCUUCUUCUUCUCUUCAAGUGGCAAAAAUCCUCAAAGGCCUAUUUAUUACCAUUUUGAGACUUCUACAAGCAAUUCUCUCCUGCAUCAAAAAAUGGCAAAGGAAAGCAUAGAUCAACAAGCACUCGUUAAAGCAGCUGCCUGGGCGUGGUACCAGCACGGGUCCGGGUGCGAUGGCAGACGAGUCCAUGAAUUCAACCUCUCAAGGACGCACCAGGCCCCCAGACCAUCUCGGUACAAACGUGAAACCAUGCGGGACGUGGCCCAUCGUCCGGCGGACUCAUCAUCACAGUCAUCACACACACCUAAGCGGUUCAGCCCGGCGAGCCUAAGCCCAAGCCACACCAACAUGUCGCUGCUCGACUCUUACGAGAUCGAGAGGAUCUCAAGGCAAUUGGACCAGAUACUGGAGUCCACCAACGCGUGCUUUCGCCGGGCUUACGUCAUCGUCAACGGCCGAGAUCGACCGAGAGGUGGGACAUCGUCGGCGAGGGACAUGGCAGGUGGGAAGGUGGGUGGAAUUUGGGCCAGGCAUGCUACAGGGAUAUGUAGUUCAAGGGGAAGUGUGGUGGAAGCUAGAGUAUUGGACCGUGGACCGAGUAGGAAGAGUGGUUCGACCGUGAGGCUCGUGCAUUGCCACCCAUAGCACAUGUUGCACUGUAAAAAGAGGUAUGUUUGGUUUGGUUGGAUCCUUACUCUUGCUCCGGUAGUAGACUCUCAGCAGCUGUGGGGUGUGUGUGCGUGUGGUGAGAGAAGGUAUGUUUGGUUUAGUUGUGGACUUUUGGUACUUGUAUUAUAUUCUGUCAUGGUAGGUACAUGUAUAAAUAAGGUUUUAAAUUGGUGUA
Magnolia sinica is the source of this 877-nucleotide messenger RNA. RefSeq lists its product as uncharacterized. The transcript has a single exon. The coding region runs from base 127 to 678 and encodes 183 amino acids. Lineage: Eukaryota; Viridiplantae; Streptophyta; Magnoliopsida; Magnoliales; Magnoliaceae. The record is from RefSeq and is a predicted model, not a curated record.